UGGGCGGGGCCUGACCGCCAUCGGGUCACAUGAUGCGGCGCACGGCCUGCCAAUAUGGCGGUGUGCAUCGCUGUGAUCGCCAAGGAGAAUUACCCUCUGUACAUCCGGAGCACUCCCACAGAGAAUGAGCUCAAGUUCCACUACAUGGUGCACACAUCCCUGGAUGUGGUAGAUGAGAAGAUCUCUGCCAUGGGAAAAGCACUGGUGGACCAGAGGGAGCUGUACCUGGGCCUGCUCUACCCAACUGAGGACUACAAGGUAUAUGGCUAUGUGACCAAUUCCAAGGUGAAAUUUGUCAUGGUGGUGGAUUCCUCCAAUACAGCCCUUCGAGACAAUGAGAUCCGAAGUAUGUUCCGGAAGCUUCAUAACUCCUACACAGAUGUGAUGUGCAACCCUUUCUACAAUCCGGGAGACCGCAUCCAGUCAAGGGCCUUUGAUAACAUGGUAACUUCGAUGAUGAUCCAGGUCUGCUGAGCCGGACCUCUCCCCCAGUCACCUGGAAGAGAAGCCUGUAUUAAUCCCCGUUUGAUGAUUAUUUAUUCCCUUUCUUCUCCCUAAAUGUAAAACCGUGGGCAGGGCUGUGUGUGUGCCUUGUGCCUUUCUACUAAAGGGCUCACAUGAUGAGAUCUGCUUUGUCCUGUGUCAGCAGAGAGGGCUCAGCUGCUAGUUGGUCUCAGAGACUGUGGAACCAUGUAGGAGCUGUGACCAUAGCCUGGUGGUGUGAGGAAGAAUACUUGAGUACAGGAGGCUAAGGGUCUCUAUUAUUUGAGUAGGUGGGUGGUCCAGAAGGGUGCAGGGUAUAGGGAGCCCAGAGCCAGCUCCAGAGGGUGAAGGCAACCCAAGGUGAAGGGCCACAUAUGUUUCUUCUUGGGUAAGGGCCCUCAGUGUUCUGGACCCACCAUCCAUUUGGCCCAGCACUUGCACCUAACCCCAGCCUCAGGUGGUGUUCAAAUCUGUAACACUUCAUGAAACGUAGCAUUAAAGCAGCUGUUGUUUCCCAUGUGCAAAAUGAGAAACUCCAGGAGCCUUUCCCACUGUCAGUGAGCAUGGAGGUCAACAGGGUCCUCAAUGCCCCACAUCCCCAAGGACAAACCAGGCUCUCCCCAGAUAAAAGUCCCUGGCUGGGUGGAGGUGGUAACUGACGCUGGCUCCUUUGCGUCACUGGACAGUGUGGCUAAAGUGUGGUGUCCUGGGAGAUGACAGAGGCCUAGAGGACCCGCCCCAGGUCUGAGUCCCCUUCAGAAGUUGCUGCUUCAUACUGUCUUCAGAGUCUCUGACUUCUCCAAGUCAUCAGCCAAGGACCUCCCCCUUCCCUGUAGAGUUUCUUCUGCCUGUGCCCAGCAGGCUGUGACUUGUUCAAGUGGGUAGAAGAAGAGACAGCCCAGUGAGCACAGGGUCAUUGAAAAAUGCAGUAAGAAAAGAAACCAGAUUUUACAACCCAUCAAUGUAAGUGGCAGAUGAAGUUGGAUUGAGACAUUCAUCAAGCAGCUGACUGAACCCAGAUGUGCUUGGGUUAAAGGUUUUAGUUGGAGGUUGGGUUUGGCAAGAGAAGGAAGGCAUACCAGUGAGGUGGAAUCUUGAGAUCUUGAGUAUUUAAGGGAGGUCACCAUUAGCACUGGGGCCUGCUUCUUGUUCCUCAGUACUCCUCCCUUCCCUCCUUACAGGCAGCCUUACUGGAGAAACUGGGCUAAAUGCUAUUUGUUUCCCUCCCCUUCGUAUCAGGGCAGGUGGGUAAGGCAUGUAAAGGGUGGUAUUGGGAGAGACCUGUAGGUCAAACCCUUUAAAAGUUGGCUCAGCUGAUGUUCAGAUUACUCAAGAUUUUCUGCUUUCUUCCUGCCUGGAACUUGAGUGUAAUUGUGGGAGUUUAGGCAUCCCUCUUGAGAGCAUGAAGACCAGAUGAGGACAUGCAGAUAUGAAGAACAGAAUCUGCGCUGAUGGGCUGGCCCUGGACUGUUCACGUCAGCUUUUCAUAUGUGAGAAUAAAAUAUACCUCUCUCUGUUUAA
Phodopus roborovskii (desert hamster) is the source of this 2004-nucleotide messenger RNA. It is a transcript of the gene Trappc2l, whose product is annotated as trafficking protein particle complex subunit 2L. Lineage: Eukaryota; Metazoa; Chordata; Mammalia; Rodentia; Cricetidae. The transcript is spliced from 5 exons. Gene Ontology annotation, cellular component: nucleus; cytoplasm; TRAPP complex. The record is from RefSeq and is a predicted model, not a curated record. Bases 55 to 474 code for a protein of 139 amino acids. Gene Ontology annotation, biological process: endoplasmic reticulum to Golgi vesicle-mediated transport.